AUGAGGGCGCGGCCGCUGGUCUGCGAGGCGCUGCUCCUCGCCCUGGCCCUGCAGACCGGCGUGUGCUAUGGCAUCAAGUGGCUGGCGCUGUCCAAGACGCCCGCGGCCCUGGCGCUGAACCAGACGCAGCACUGCAAACAGCUGGAGGGCCUGGUGUCCGCACAGGUGCAGCUGUGCCGCAGCAACCUGGAGCUCAUGCACACCAUCGUGCACGCUGCCCGGGAGGUCGUGAAGGCCUGCCGCAGGGCCUUCGCUGACAUGCGCUGGAACUGUUCCUCCAUCGAGCUCGCCCCCAACUACCUGCUAGACCUGGAGAGAGGGACCCGGGAGUCGGCCUUCGUGUAUGCACUGUCGGCCGCCGCCAUCAGCCACGCCAUCGCCCGGGCCUGCACCUCUGGCGACCUGCCCGGCUGCUCCUGCGGCCCUGUCCCAGGUGAGCCACCCGGGCCCGGGAACCGCUGGGGAGGAUGUGCGGACAACCUCAGCUACGGGCUCCUCAUGGGGGCCAAGUUUUCCGAUGCUCCUAUGAAGGUGAAAAAAACAGGAUCCCAAGCCAAUAAACUGAUGCGUCUACACAACAGUGAAGUGGGGAGACAGGCUCUCCGUGCCUCCCUGGAAGUGAAGUGUAAGUGCCACGGGGUGUCUGGUUCCUGCUCCAUCCGCACCUGCUGGAAGGGGCUGCAGGAGCUGCGGGAUGUGGCCUCUGACCUCAAGACCCGCUACCUGUCGGCCACCAAGGUAGUGCACCGACCCAUGGGCACCCGCAAGCACCUGGUGCCCAAAGACCUGGAUAUCCGGCCUGUGAAGGACUGGGAGCUGGUCUACCUGCAGAGCUCGCCCGACUUCUGCAUGAAGAAUGAGAAGGUGGGCUCCCACGGCACCCAGGACAGGCAGUGCAACAAGACUUCCAACGGCAGUGACAGCUGCGACCUCAUGUGCUGUGGGCGUGGCUACAACCCCUACACGGACCGCGUGGUCGAGCGGUGCCACUGCAAGUACCACUGGUGCUGCUACGUCACCUGUCGCAAGUGCGAGCGCACCGUGGAGCGUUAUGUCUGCAAGUGAGGCUGAGCUCGGAAGCCCCACCCCGGGGGGCCCUGGAGAGACUCACGUGGGCUUCACUUCUCACCCGCCCGCCCCGGGCACAGGCUGCACUCUGCCUGCACUUGGAAGCCACCAGGAAAAGAAGGCUUGGCCACCAAGGCCGGAGGGUUGGGACAUCAAAGGAAACGAACAAGAUUAAAAAUAACUAAGCUGGCAGCAGAGGCCCGAGGGCAGGAGUGCCCACACAGCUGCCCUCCAGGCUGGUUUAAGAAGCCAGGGGCAUUCGCUUGGUGAGACUGGAAUGGACUUGACCUUUUGCUUCUCGUGAAGGAGCCCGCCUAUCCUGGGAAUGGUCUGCAGGCCUACAGCUGCUGGGGCCCCCACCCUAGCUUCUGGCUCACCCCAGCCCCCCACCACAUGGAACCACUAGCUUGGGUUGUAAAUUUUUUUUUUCCUUCCUCUGGGAUGUGGGAAUUACAGAAAUAUUUAUAAAACAUAGCUUUUUCUUUGGGGUGGCUUUGCCUCAAUUCCUCUUUAUAUAUUAUAUAUAAAUAUAUAAGAAUAUAUAUAUAUAUGAUGAUCUAUAUUUCAAACAAGCUUUUUAAACAGCUGUAAGAAAUAAAUGCUGAAAGAAC
This is a messenger RNA of Echinops telfairi (small Madagascar hedgehog), 1679 nucleotides long. It is a transcript of the gene WNT11, whose product is annotated as Wnt family member 11. Bases 1 to 1065 code for a protein of 354 amino acids. Gene Ontology annotation, biological process: multicellular organism development; neuron differentiation; cell fate commitment. Lineage: Eukaryota; Metazoa; Chordata; Mammalia; Afrosoricida; Tenrecidae. Gene Ontology annotation, molecular function: frizzled binding; cytokine activity. The record is from RefSeq and is a predicted model, not a curated record. The transcript has 5 exons. Gene Ontology annotation, cellular component: extracellular region.